Aspergillus candidus is the source of this 1634-nucleotide messenger RNA. RefSeq names its product polyubiquitin-binding protein UFD1. Bases 120 to 1223 code for a protein of 367 amino acids. The record is from RefSeq and is a predicted model, not a curated record. Gene Ontology annotation, cellular component: VCP-NPL4-UFD1 AAA ATPase complex. Gene Ontology annotation, molecular function: polyubiquitin modification-dependent protein binding. The transcript is spliced from 3 exons. NCBI's taxonomy places the organism in Eukaryota, Fungi, Ascomycota, Eurotiomycetes, Eurotiales, Aspergillaceae.
CUUCGACAGCUUGUUUUGGACGAGCUGUACGUGUACUGUCUAUCGUCAAAUAUUGAAUCGCUCAGAUCUUGAUUGUCUUUCUUCAAUCCCCCGGUCAUAUUGCAUUCCCAUCGCCCGUCAUGUUCCGAUCCGGUUAUUGGGACGAUGACCCCAUGGAUGGGGUCCUCGGCUCAUCGAUGCUUCGCCAUGGAGCGUCGCGUCGAUUUGACGAGUACUACCGCUGCUAUCCUGUCGCCAUGAUGCCAGGUCCCGAAAGAGAGAACGUCAACCAUGGCGGCAAGGUCCUCAUGCCUCCCAGUGCUCUGGACAAAUUGACACGGCUACACAUCACUUACCCGAUGCUUUUCGAAUUGAAUAAUGGUGCACGAGAGAGGACGAGUCAUGCGGGUGUCUUGGAAUUUAUCGCUGAGGAAGGAAAGAUUUACCUGCCGUUCUGGCUCAUGCAAUCUCUCCUUCUCGAACCCGGCGAUCUCGUCCAAAUCAAAUCGACCGACCUUCCUCCGGGACAGUUUAUCAAGCUGCAGCCCCAAUCAACCGCCUUCCUCGACAUCAGCGACCCCAAAGCCGUGUUGGAAAACGCGUUCCGGAAUUUCUCAUGCAUGACUAAAGGUGAUAUUUUCACAUUUGCCUACAAUGACCAGGUAUAUGAGAUGGCGGUGUUAGAGACGAAACCGAAAAAUGACACGAAUGCGGUUUCCGUGCUGGAGACCGAUUUGGAGGUCGACUUUGCACCCCCGAUUGGAUAUGAGGAGCCCCAGCGACAGAGUGGCACAAGCACCCCGAGAAGCGGCGUGAACGGGAAGCUACCCGCUGGCGGUUUACUCCACCCACACGGUACGAUGGCACAGUCGAUCAACUAUGCGGCGAUCGCGCCGGAGUCGACCGAGAUGGCAGCAGGCGCAAAGGCGGCAUCGUCGAACUUCGUGAGUGGCGGGCAUCGUUUGAACGCGAAGAAAGGCAGCAAGACCCCAACCCCGAAGGCUUCCACCCCGGUACCCGGAACCAGCAACCCCCAACAGCCCCCUAUCGUGCGAAGGACGAAUGGGCCGCAACCCCUCCGUCUGCCGCCCAAUCAGUUGUUCUUCGGGUAUGCCAUCAAGCCCGCACCGAAGCGUGAUGAGCAGGGUCAAAUUGUCGAGGAAGAAAAACCGCGGUUCCAAGGCGCAGGGCAAUCGCUGCGGCCGAAGAAGAAGGAUGCCGGCGGAUCAUCGACCCCCACUUGAUGUACCCGCGCCGGUGGCGUUGGACAGAUCACUCGCGGUUCCCAAACCUGGCGCAUGGAGUUCACAGACGAGGAAUGGCACUUGAGAACCUGCCACCAUCAAAUCCAGAUUUGACGACAUCUUCUUGUUCUAUUAGUAGUCCAUGACUGUUGCCUUCCCUGGCCUUUAACGAUCUCGUGGAACAUGACUAUCAUCAGGUAUAGCCAGGUAGCGGCUGAUUUCAAUGAGCAGAUGAUUCACGACCUUGGUUAGUCUUCGUGCUAUUUGCUGCUACGUCGCCCGUUGGUGAUCUUAUAACGAAGUAGGCCGUACGGAAUAGCUCCAUGCCGGUCUGUAGUGGUCUUAGCAACAUUAUAAACAGGAACGGAGAACAGUGUAUCGCGUGGCGAGUCAGUUAUCCUUUGGUCUAGA